GGUACUUGGAGGGGAGCGGCUCUGUGGCUGAGAUGACAAUCUGGUGCCUCCUCACAGGUGCUUUGCUCGGGAUAGUGGGGAGAUUCCCACUGCACAAAGGGAAGGGGAAAGGAAGGAGGACAAAUAACUGCAGCCGCUAGAGCUGUGAUCAACCCUGGCUGGCUGGCAACCUGUGGGGAGGGGAGAAUCCAGCUGAGCUGCAGCAGCAGCAGCCCUGAAGCUAACUGGGCUCGAUGCCUAUUUGGGACCAUGGGAGCUGCCAAAACACCUGCCCCUGGGCUCCGAAGCCUCCUCAGUUUACUGGUGAUAUUAGUGGACGGGUGGCACGACCUGGAUAACAGCGACUAUGAUUGCUGGCCCCUGGAAAAACCGGAUGAGUAUAACAUGCUUGACUGUGGAGGUCUUGAGAUGGCCUGGGUCCAGAGACCUCCAGAGAAGGCUGUGAGUGGGGAAUUCUUCAAUGUAACUUAUGCAGUCUUUGCUUCAGAUCACUUUUACCACUAUGCUGUGCAAAACGGAAUCCUCUCUUACAGCAAUGCUGCAGCAGCCAAGAAGUUCUGUGAAGAACAAGAGUGCCCUUCCAACUGGAAAGAUGCAAAUGGAGAGAACUGCUGUGUCCAUCACGCUAACAUCCACUCCUGCCCUUUGGCCUUCAUGGGGAAAGGUGGAAUAUGUGGUCCGUGGAUUCCGGAUGAUGGCCAGAUAUUUACUCACACCUUAUCUACAGCUGGCAAAAUGAGUCAGGCAAACUGGACUGCCAAGGUAGUUUUGGUUCAUGUGGGUGUGACCUCUCUCAUCGCACACAUCAGGGUUGGGAAAAUGCAAGUUGCUCUGGAAGCCAAAACCACUGUGCUCCCUGCAGUAGUCUGCGGAGACGGUGUUUGUGAAGAUGGUGAAGGCUGUUCCACAUGUCCAGCUGACUGUGGGGAAUGCCCACUGACAGCUGAUGCGAGGAUAGCAAUUGCCUUACCAAUAUGUUUAGUCUGUGCUGGCUUCAUUCUGACAAUAGUGUGGUUUCAAUACCAGAAGCAAAAGAUGUUUUGGGAUGAAAGCUGGAUUAUAGACUUCUCCCGCAUCAAACAAGAUCGCUUGCUACGGACUGCAAUGGGCAGCAUCGUUAGCGUGGCCCAUGCACCCAGUGACUCCAAUGCCAGCUGUAUCACUGCCCUGAGUUCUUGCACAGCAGCUGUCAACUCGUCCAGGAAACAGCACUUCACCCAGACAGGGAUAUAUGAUGGUAGAACAGUCGCCAUCAAGAAAAUAAGGAAGAUGACAUUCACCUUGUCCAAAUCCAUACGCAAGGAAGUAAAGCAAGUCAGAGAACUCGAUCAUCCCAACCUCUGCAAAUUCAUCGGAGGUUGUACAGAGAUGCCAAACGUUGCCAUUGUGACAGAAUACUGUCCGAAAGGUAGCCUGAGUGAUGUGCUGCUCAAUGAAGACAUUCCUCUCAACUGGGGCUUCAGGUUUUCCUUUGCUGGAGACAUUGCCCAUGGAAUGGGUUAUCUUCACCAGCAUAAAAUCUAUCAUGGAUGCUUAAAGUCUAAUAACUGUGUGAUUGACGACCGCUGGGUCUGUAAAAUUUCAGACUAUGGAUUACAGUCCUACCGAAAAGAGGAUUCUUGUGAGGGUGCUAGCACAUAUCAGCAGCGUUUGAUGCAGAUCUACUUGGCUCCUGAGGCCCAUUCAUUGUCAGACUAUGUCCCCACUUCCAUGGCAGAUGUGUACAGUUAUUCCAUCAUUUUAUUAGAGAUCGCAACAAGAAGUGACCCUGUGCAGGAUGAUUCUCAUUCAGCGGAAUAUUCAUCGUGCCUGCCUCUGACAGAAUUAAUUUCAGGAAAGUCUGAGAAUUCCUGUCCAUGCCCUACAGACUAUGUGGAGCUAAUCAGGAGGUGCAGGAAAACCAACCCAACCCAAAGGCCUACAUUUGAGCAAGUCAAGAAGUUAUUGUACAAGAUGAAUCCGAACAAAGUUAGUCCAGUCGACAUGAUGAUGACUCUGAUGGAGAAAUACAGCAAACACCUGGAAGUAGUAGUUGCAGAACGAACCCAGGACUUAAUGCAUGAAAAGCAGAAGACUGAUCGUUUAUUAUAUAGUAUGUUACCCAAGCAAGUAGCAGAUGAUCUGAGGCAAGGAAAACCUUCACAAGCCCAAAGUUACGUAAUUGCCACCAUCUUUUUCAGUGACAUUGUUGGCUUCACUCAGCUAUCCAGCACCAGCACACCUUACCAAGUAGUGGACUUCUUAAACAAACUCUACACUACCUUUGAUGAAAUCAUAGACAACUAUGAUGUCUACAAGGUGGAGACGAUAGGAGAUGCCUACAUGGUAGUGUCGGGGGUACCCAAAGAGAAUGGUAUUCGUCAUGCUAGUGAAAUAGCAAGUAUGGCUCUAGACCUGGUGGCCGUGUGCAAGACAUUUAGGAUUCCGCACAAACCCAACACCCAGCUAAAGAUACGAGCAGGAAUCCACUCAGGGCCAGUCGUAGCUGGAGUCGUUGGAACCAAAAUGCCCCGGUACUGCUUGUUUGGAGACACUGUCAACACAGCUUCCAGGAUGGAGUCCACCAGUGAGGCUCUUAAAAUACAAUGCAGUUCAAAUACAUACCAGCUGUUGGAGCAUAUUGGAGAGUACAUAUUAGUGUGUCGUGGGAAUUUGCAAGUCAAGGGGAAAGGAGACAUGGUAACAUACUGGCUAGAAGGAAAGCAGAAUACUGCCAUCCAGAAGAGAGCGCCCAUCACUACCACAGCCUCUCAAGACCCUGAUGGAACUACUUUUAGUUUGAUUCCAGGAGUCUUGCCCAAUGAUCCUCUCUCAAGCCCAGCUUAAAGGGCAUGGGUAGAUGUUUCGUUGUUCCAGUUUCUCCUUGUUUUCAGUCUUUUAGAUCUACCUGCCAAACUUCUCAUGUGAUCCAGAAGGGCCUGAGAUCUUUGAAAGCUUCCAUUGCCAUGCCACGCCUAGAGGCAAAGCAAGAAAUAGAUGCUGCUCCCCCACAGCCUAUCUGGAUGCAAAGACAGUCAUUAAUCGUAGCUCUCUCCCUUAGUCUGACAGGAACAAAAAUAAAGAAGUAAAACAAAUCACUGGCGACGACAAAUGUGUGGAUACCCAAGGAAUUAAAUGGAUUCUUCUGUGUCACCAGCUAUCCAGAGACCGGGAUCAGACCUGUACAGCUGUCACUUAGGUUUUGGGGGGGAAAGCCCUGCAAACAGCCCCCAUUAUCAGACUUGGCACAAGCAGCAGGCUGGAGAUGUCAGCAUAUUAACGCCUCUCGUGGUGAGAAGGCGAAAGGGGAGGCUGUGCUAUUUAGUGCCCAGGGUGGUGAUAAACCUCAUGGGAUUAAUUUGUUUAACGUUUUGAAAGGAGGGAUUGAAAUGUGGACUUUGCUAGAACUGAAGGCCAGGUAGAGUAGGAGGGAACAAUCUGGCCUAGUGGAUAAAGCAUUGGACUAAAAGAACUCAGGGGGUCUGGCUUCUUGUCAUUAGCCAUUGGAGUGACUUUGGGUAAGUCAGUUCACCUGUCUGUGCCUCGGUUUCCCCAUCUGUAAAGCAUGGAUGAUACUAACCUCCUUUGUAAAGUGCUUUGGGAUCUAGGGAUGAAAAGAGCUGGGGAUUAUUGAAUAGGAGAAAGACUGUUUAAACAGUUCAUGUCUUAGGCUGCUGUAGGCCCUCUCUGGAAUGCUGGUCUGACACACUUGGGUCAAAAUCCACACCCCGAGCAACACAGUUAUACCGACCUAACCCCUCGUGUAGACAGUGCUGUGUUGACAGGAGAGUUUCUCCCGUUGACAUAGCUACCACCUCUCUAAGCCAAUGGGAGAAGCUUUCCCAUUGUCAUAGGUCGUGUCUUCACUAAGCGCUACCACGGCACAUCUGCGUUGCUGCUGCACUGUAAGUGUAGAGAAGCCCGAAGAGGAAACUCUAUAAAUCUCCAUGUUUGCUGGUGGCGAUGAGUUUAUGUGAGUGGCUUCUCACUCAAGCUCCAUCAGAGGUUAUUUUCUCUGAAUGCAAAGUACGCCGAACUCUGCGUGCUGUAUGCUGUUUGGGACGCUGCAGUUUUUCUUUUUUCCAGAUGGCAGAUUUAUUUAAAAUGGCAGCAGAUUUUCUCUCGGUCAGGGCUAUUAGGCCUUAGAAAAGUUUCACUGGUGUAACUAAAUUUAUUCCAAAUCAGUCUAGAUACACCAGUGCAAAACCCUACAGAAAGUGGACUUAAACCAGUGUACAUCCAUUUAGAUUAACUGGGUAAUUUACUGGCUCAUGCCCCCAUGUAAUGAGCAUAUUUUUAUAUUAAAUAUGUACUGUGUGAUCACUGAGAUUAAAGUUAAAAGGUAUUGCUGAUACUGAAAUCCCUUAUUUAAUUGGAAAGCACAUGCAAUAGGAAUAGCAACUGGCUUUACUGGAUGAGAUUACAAUCUACAGUCUGACUAAAUUCCAUUUUUUAAAGUGUAUUUUUCCAUUUAUCUAAACUUUAAAUGUUAAAUUUGCAUAUGUUCCAAAUGUUAUAAUAUAACAACCAAUAAACUCAAACUCCAAGUCAACCACAGCAUUGUAACAUCCUUUAGCACAUUGAGUUCCUCUGCUGGUCAGCCAAACCCCCAGUGAUCAUAGAAUCAUAGAAUAUCAGGGUUGGAAGGGACCUCAGGAGGUCAUCUAGUCCAACCCCCUGCUCAAAGCAGGACCGAUCCCCAAUUAAAUCAUCCCAGCCAGGGCUUUGUCAAGCCUGACCUUAAAAACUUCUAGGGAAGGAGAUUCCACCACCUCCCUAGGUAACCCAUUCCAGUGUUUCACCACCCUCCUAGUGAAAAAGUUUUUCCUAAUAUCCAACCUAAACCUCCCCCACUGCAACUUGAGACCAUUACUCCUCGUUCUGUCAUCUGCUACCACUGAGAACAGUCUAGAUCCAUCCUCUUUGGAACCCCCUUUCAGGUAGUUGAAAGCAGCUAUCAAAUCCCCCCUCAUUCUUCUUUUCCGCAUACUGAAUAUAAAAAAAGAGGAGCUAACAGCCAUACCAAAUUGAAUACCAUGUAUGUUCCUGAAACACUUUGAUCUACACCAUUGCAUCACGCAUUAUAUAUCUAGCAUUACACAGUCACUGAAUUAACAGUCAUUUUUCAAACAUAUUAAAAAUCGGUUUUAGAAAUGACAGAAAGGGACAGAUCACAGGCCUUUUAGGAAAUGUGAAUUUGUUAUCAUUCACUCUAUCUAUUGCAUAGUCAUUUGUAGAAAAGUUGCAAUUCUUGCUCAUCUAUGUUAUGCUAAUGUAGACUGCUAGGAUUAAAGGACAUUAUAAUGAACAUUUUCUGAGUCCAGGUUAUUCUAAAUAUAAGUCAGUGGUAUGAGCAUUUUAGUUUUGUAAAAUGUUUGUGUGAUAGUGCUUAGGAAAAUUCUUGAACUGACGGCCGUGGCUAUUGAGGGCAUAUCUUUGGGUUUGGUCCAAAGCCUAAUGAAGUUAAUGGAAAGAGUCCUGGUGACUUCAGAGGGCUUUGGAUUGGGCUGUUUACUUGCAGAAGAAGAAGAUCAUGGACAACACCACUGUAAGCAUCCCUCUGUUGCUUUGUCAAUGGCUCUCACCGCUAUCUUGGAUGGACCAUCUCUGCAGUGAUAGUUUUCCAUAGCUCGUUGAAUGUCUGGUGAGACGUCUAGAAAGGCUUUGAUUAGUAUCAAUUGUGCUGAUGGCAUCUUGAUUAGCAAAAAGAAAAGGAGUACUUGUGGCACCUUAGAGACUAACCAAUUUAUUUGAGCAUAAGCUUUCGUGAGCUAAUUUUGCGAAUACAGACUAACACGGCUGCUACUCUGAAACCUAUCUUGAUUAGUGUCAUUUAUGCAAAUGGGUCUGGUGAAGUGGGUAUUUGUCUAUUGUGAAAUGAAUGUACAGUACUAUGCGAAAUACAAGUUGCAGUGUUCUCAGAUGAUUUGGCAGGUACACGGGGUUUACAGACAUACCUUGAUAACAAUGUUUAAUGGAUCUGGCCAAAACUGCAUUGCCACCUAGCUCCCCUCACCGCCCUCAAAAGAUCUGUUUUAUUAUCAUGACUGACAGGUCUCAAAUGCACAUUCACAGAGUUCAUGGAAACAACACUCCAACCCUCCCAACACUCCAACCCAAACAACACUCCACACUCCAACCCUCCCCCCGGUAGCCUGCUAACAAUGACUUAUCUGGGACCCAUGAAGCCUCACCCAGUGUAAGGCUCUGCCCCUGAGGCCCAAUUGGUGGAGUUCCAGAGUAGUUGACUGGCACUGCUUAAACCAGCAGCAGGAACAGGCAGCUGUCUGAACAAGUGGGCUCGCCUCACCCCACACUUCCUGGUCUUGCUGCUCAAUUUCCUGGCAUCCAGACCCGGCUUGACUUGUGAUUCCUGACCUCCAGUUUGUCGCCUGCCUCUGACCCCCUGAUAUCCUGAGCUGUCCUGUCUCUGGCUCCCAACUUGUGGUUCUGAUCUCCAGUUUGUCUCUUGCUUUUGAUCUUCCGAGCUCCUGACUCUUGACUCCUGUCUCAUGACUGUGGACUCUGCCUCCAACUACUAGGCCUGGCUGCUCAUGACCCUGUUGUGACAUUCAAUGUUAUAUGAGACCACAUUUUUAUUGGAAGUUACAUAGGACCCAGUCCUGCAGGGUGCUGAGCAACUAAUGGAGCUGCUGAGCACUCAAGCCAAUUAAAAAUGAAUUAGGCAGCAGCAUGAUGCCUUGUGGGAUCUAUCCUGCUUUGGGAUGAUCUGGUUGAAAAUGUUACAUUCAGCAUUUUACAAAAUUGCGGAAAAUCAUACUAUAAACUCAUAGGGCCCCGAUCCUGCAAACACGUAAAAACUUGGGUAGAUUCAUGCACACAUGAAGUAGUUCUAUUUAGGAUUGGUUGUAACA
Caretta caretta (loggerhead turtle) is the source of this 6854-nucleotide messenger RNA. Its product is annotated as atrial natriuretic peptide receptor 2-like. Gene Ontology annotation, molecular function: protein kinase activity; peptide receptor activity; adenylate cyclase activity. NCBI's taxonomy places the organism in Eukaryota, Metazoa, Chordata, Testudines, Cheloniidae. Gene Ontology annotation, biological process: protein phosphorylation; receptor guanylyl cyclase signaling pathway; intracellular signal transduction. Gene Ontology annotation, cellular component: plasma membrane. The record is from RefSeq and is a predicted model, not a curated record.